Epinephelus moara (kelp grouper) is the source of this 2343-nucleotide messenger RNA. It is a transcript of the gene ctsc, whose product is annotated as cathepsin C. Gene Ontology annotation, molecular function: cysteine-type endopeptidase activity. Gene Ontology annotation, cellular component: lysosome. The record is from RefSeq and is a predicted model, not a curated record. NCBI's taxonomy places the organism in Eukaryota, Metazoa, Chordata, Actinopteri, Perciformes, Serranidae. Bases 329 to 1702 code for a protein of 457 amino acids. The transcript is spliced from 8 exons.
UAUGUUUAUAAUGUAAUUAAAAUUAAUGAGCUAAUGUCGUGAAAAUACUCUUGUAUAUCUAGAAAAUGCUUGAGAGCUAGCUACUUAGGACAAUGUGCACAUGUGCAGUUCAGUCUUUAGCUUCAGGGAAUUAUCUUGACCGUAGAAGUUGGAGUGUGUCUCUUUGUUAAAAGUUUAAAUAACAGGCAGAGGACAGGGGUUAACAGAGGAGUUAAAGUGAGGCCGGUGGUGCUGAAACCAAACAGGUUCAAGCUUUAGCUUUUCUCAGUGGACGCAGUUAGCUGCGUAGUUUUUAAAGUGUGUGUAUAGGCAGGUUAGCUAGCUGUGUAUGAAGAUGAGGCUGAGCGGUGUGCUCGUGUGUGUGCUGCUGCUGUGGGUUGAGGGGUCUUGGGGUGACACCCCGGCCAACUGCACCUACGAGGACCUGCUGGGGACAUGGGUGUUUCAGUUGUCCAAAGGAGGACACGACAAGACCGUUAACUGCUCCGCUGAAGCCACAGGUGAGAGCACGGUGACUGUGACCCUUGAGAAACUGUCUGUAGCCACAGAUGAGCUGGGGCACACUGGCUUCUUCACCCUCAUCUACAACCAGGGCUAUGAAGUGGUCCUUAAUGGGUACAAAUGGUUCGCCUUCUUUAAGUACACUCAAGAGGGCUCUAAAGUGACCAGCUACUGUGACCAGACCCUGCCAGGGUGGGUCCAUGAUGUUCUGGGGAACAACUGGGCCUGUUUUGUGGGGAAGAGAGUGAAAUCAGCACCACCCCGUGUAGAUUACAAACCACUCUUCAGCAGCUGGCUGCUCCAGAAGCCGUACAAACACAACCUGGACUUCAUUGAAACCAUCAACUCUGUUCAGAAAUCCUGGAAGGCUGCACCCUACCCAGAGCUUGAGAUGUACACUUUGCAGGACCUUCACUACAGAGCAGGAGGGCCCGCCUCCCGUAUCCCCAUGCGUGUUCGCCCGAGGCCUGUGGAAGCUAAUGUAGCCAAGAUGGCGGCAGCUCUACCUGAGCACUGGGACUGGAGAAACAUUGACGGCGUUAACUUUGUCAGCCCUGUGCGAAACCAAGCAUCAUGUGGAAGCUGCUACUCCUUUGCCUCCAUGGGAAUGCUGGAAGCUCGUAUUCGAAUCCUCACCAACAACACUGCGAAUCCCAUCCUCAGCCCGCAGCAAGUGGUUUCCUGUUCUGAGUAUUCUCAAGGUUGCGAUGGUGGGUUCCCAUACCUGAUUGGGAAGUAUAUACAGGAUUUUGGCAUUGUGGAUGAGUCAUGCUUUCCGUAUAUUGCGAAGGACUCUCCGUGUGGUGUUCCUCAAAACUGCGGCCGCAUUUACACCGCUGAAUACAACUAUGUCGGUGGAUUUUAUGGCGGCUGCAGUGAGAUGGCCAUGAUGUUGGAACUCGUCAAAAAUGGACCCAUGGCAGUGGCCUUUGAGGUCUACCCUGACUUCAUGAUCUAUAAGGAGGGCAUCUACCACCACACAGGCCUCGCAGACUCCUUCAAUCCCUUCGAGCUGACCAACCAUGCCGUGCUGCUGGUAGGGUAUGGUCGCUGCCACAAGACCGGACAGAAGUACUGGAUUGUCAAGAACAGCUGGGGCACAGACUGGGGCGAGGAUGGCUACUUCCGAAUCCGCCGGGGUAGCGAUGAGUGUUCCAUCGAGAGCAUCGCUGUAGCAGCCAACCCCAUCCCCAAACUGUAGAGGCUGUAAAGUGAGGAUGAAAGGAAGGAAUGGUUUCAACAUCUACCCACUGUAGAUGUCAUAAAAUUAAGCAUCUCUGACAUUAGUUAAAAGCAUAAGUAAAUACUGACACAUACUGUUUACAGCAGAUUUGAAUUGGAGGGAAACUGCUCUUUUGAUGCCAUGAUUUUAGCAUGUUAGCCUACCACAUUGCUUUUAUUUUUUUAAACAUUUCCUGAUUUUACCAAUCACUGAUUAGCUGCCUAUAGACGAUUUUAAUUCAAGCGGUAACUGCCGACACAAACUUGGACUCAAAAUGCCUCGGUACACGCUGUGACAAAUCAUGAAGUGUGAUAAAUUCUGAUUGAAAGGGAACUGGUAACUGAGGAGUCAGUGUUUGUGUUUGCCUGUCAGGUGCAGGACCUUGAUUCUUUGUCUCAGGGAAGCAACAGUGGAGAAUUGUAACACCUUCUGUCCUUGCAUCAAAUUGAAACCGUGACUGCCAUGUUUCUCUCUGGGGCAAUUUGUAGGAGUUUCCUUUGAAGCAUUUAAAAGGGAAUACAGAAUCAAUAAAGGGAUUUUACUGAUUGUAGUGCCUUUUAUUCUGAUUUGCACUGUUUUGUUUUUUAAAAUUUGACAGAAUAAAAGCAUUUCAAAAUGUC